CGGAAUAUUGAUGGCGUAUUCACGGUAACGCGCCACUCGACGGCAUUGGCUACCAUUACGAGGGUAUAAAAGAGCCCGUUCGGAGAGACAAUCCGCGACAGAAUUAUCUGGUGCAGUGAACGGCUAAGCCACCUCGUACGACACAAUGUUCGCAAAGCUCAUCUUCCUCAGCAUUGUGGCCUGCGCCAUGUCGCAGCUUAUUUACCCGGAGCCAAUCUACCCUCCGCAGCCGUACCACUUCGGCUACGAUGCGGUGAACCCGGUGGAGGGCUCGCACCACUACCACGAGGAGACCAGCGACGAGACCAACUCGCGUACGGGAUCCUACGGCUACACGGACGCGUUCGGCGUGUCCCGUCGCGUGGACUACGUUGCCGACGCGGGAGGCUUCCGUGCCAGUGUGUCCACCAACGAGCCUGGCACUGCUCCCAGCGCUCCGGCCGAUGCCUUCUACAAUGCCCCUGUGCCCGCGUCGUAAGCGUCCAGCAAUAAAUGAUCUUCCCACAGCUCCAAUGAAAUACUCCCCAGACUCCGAUUGCAUUACGAUGUCAACGAGUCAUUUCCGUUGAUGUAACGUCUCUCUUCUCUUGCUAUUAUACCGGUACCCUGUCGUGCAGCUAAGACAGUGCAAGGAACUUUAAUAGUUUCUUUCAGGAACCAGAUUCAUUC
Messenger RNA from Dermacentor silvarum, 669 nucleotides. RefSeq names its product cuticle protein 10.9. Gene Ontology annotation, molecular function: structural constituent of chitin-based larval cuticle. The transcript has 3 exons. Gene Ontology annotation, cellular component: chitin-based extracellular matrix. The record is from RefSeq and is a predicted model, not a curated record. The coding region runs from base 146 to 478 and encodes 110 amino acids. NCBI's taxonomy places the organism in Eukaryota, Metazoa, Arthropoda, Arachnida, Ixodida, Ixodidae.